Messenger RNA from Pomacea canaliculata, 2223 nucleotides. Its product is annotated as lanosterol 14-alpha demethylase-like. Lineage: Eukaryota; Metazoa; Mollusca; Gastropoda; Architaenioglossa; Ampullariidae. The record is from RefSeq and is a predicted model, not a curated record. The coding region runs from base 63 to 1538 and encodes 491 amino acids. Gene Ontology annotation, molecular function: heme binding; monooxygenase activity; iron ion binding. The transcript has 12 exons.
CUUUCGGCGGUGGUACAAAUUUUGUCGUCUGCAGCUUGACGCUUUUGUCAGGUUGCACGAAAAUGACUAUCAAAGACGAAGCAGUGGACUUUGUGCUAAAAUCAGGCGGAGCAACCUACGCUCUCACUGCUGCAGUUCUUGUUCUGGCAGUGUCUUGGCUCAUCGGAAAAUGGAAACACCAGGGCACCGAAAAAUUACCUCCUCACAUUCCUUCAACUAUUCCAUUCUUGGGUCAAGCCAUUAGUUUUGCACAAAACCCUAUUGAGUUUCUCCUGGCAGCAUAUCAGAAGUAUGGGCCAGUUUUCAGUUUCACCAUGGUGGGUAAGACAUUUACUUACCUCGUGGGUUCAGAAGCUGCAGCCCUCUUUUUCAACAGCAAAAAUGAGAAUUUAAAUGCUGAAGAUGUUUACAGCCGUUUGACUACUCCAGUCUUUGGAAAAGGUGUUGCUUAUGAUGUACCUCAUCCAGUUUUUCUGGAGCAGAAAAAGAUUUUGAAGACGGGAUUAAAUAUAGCAAGAUUUCGAGAACACGUGCACAUGAUUGAAGAAGAAACAGACAGUUACUUCCGCCGCUGGGGAAACAAGGGAAAAAAUGAUCUUUUUGUGGCAAUGUCAGAGCUGAUCAUUCUUACGGCAAGUCGUUGUCUACAUGGAAAAGAGAUUCGUGCCAUGCUAGAUGAGAAAGUAGCACAGCUGUACUGGGACUUGGAUGGAGGAUUUACCCAUAUGGCAUGGCUUCUACCUGGCUGGCUGCCUUUCCCAAGCUUCAGAAAACGGGACAAGGCUCAUCUAGCAGUGAAGCAGAUGUUUUACCAAGUGAUUCAACGUCGUCGAGAAGCCAAAGAGCAGGAAGAUGACAUUCUUCAGACAUUGAUAGAUUCUACCUACAAAAGUGGUAGAAAGUUGACAGAUGAUGAAGUAGCAGGCAUGCUUAUUGGGCUUUUGCUGGCAGGACAACAUACAUCUUCAACUACUUCAUCAUGGCUUAUAUUUUUUCUUGCCAAACAUCAACACAUCCAGAAUAAGGUAUUUGAAGAGCAGAGGCACCUGGCCUGGAACGAGGCAGAUGGCAUGUGGGAGCCACUCAGUUAUGAUGUGCUCAAGGAGAUGCAGCUUUUAGACUGUUGCUUGAAGGAGACACUGCGCCUGAGACCACCUAUCAUGACUAUGAUGCGUAUGUGCAAAACUCCUCAGACUGUGAUGGGCUACACCAUUCCUCCAGGUCACCAGGUUUGUGUGUCACCAACCACUAAUCAUCGCCUGCCAGACAGCUGGAGAGAGCUUGACCAGUUCCUCCCUGAAAGAUUUCUUGAACCAGAUACUGGUAACAGUGAGAAAUUUUCCUACGUUCCCUUUGGAGCUGGCCGCCAUCGCUGUAUCGGUGAAUCAUUUGCUUACGUACAGAUCAAGACAUUGGUGUCCUACCUGCUGAGAAAGUUCCACUUUGAGCUUGUGGAUGGCUAUUUUCCUGAGGUGGAUUUCACCACCAUGAUUCAUACACCUAAAAACCCUGUCAUUGCCUAUCAUCUACGGCAGUGAUACCGUUCUCUGGCCUUCACUGUGGACUGCAUAAGGAUAUACCAAAGUGUAAGCUGGGAGAGUGGCUUGAUUAGGUAAAACUCAGGAAAAGUUUGACAAUUGAAGCUUGAAUUUUUUUUUUGCUCUCCCAGAUUUCUUGCAUCAUUAGAUUUUCUUUCACUUUGGUAAUCUAAACUGCAUGGAACUCAGCUGUAUUUGAAAAUUAAUAACGUGGCAAAGUCCAGACCUAUUUGCCAGAAAAUGUUAGGACUAAGCUUCAGGCCAGCAAUGUUUUGCCGAAGACUACUCUUUGUAGCCUUAUGAAUUAUAUGGAAAUCUAAACAGAUUUCCACAAGGACUUUGAAGUAUCAUGUAGAUUUGACUGCAGACAGAAUAAAUGAAGCUGAGAGUGGAAGGUGGUGGGAGACAAUAAAGCAAGGCUACUUUAGAGACAGUUGCCAUGACUUCUACAACAAUCAAUAUAAUAAUUUUAUAAUUUAAUAUUUUAAUAUUUUGGCUAAAGUUGACAAAAACUUCAAUAUCUAAAAAAAAAAAUUCUAUAAAGAAAAGUAGAGGUGUAGAAUGUGUAGUAGGCAUUUCAACUUGAGCUGACACUGGGCUGGUGAAGGGUGGUAUCUUUUUUAUUUUAAAAUAUGACAGUGUCGGUGAUUAUGAUUGAUGAAUAAAUGCAAUUUUUUGUUUAAAA